AUGAAAGACAAUGAGAAGGAGAGACAUUCUAUGUCCUCUAAUCAACUGCCCACUCUUCUGGGCAGUGCUACUGCUGGUAUGAUUGGUCGUUUCUUUUGUCAUCCAUUGGAUACAAUUAAAGCGCGAUUACAAGCUAAUUCGACCUUACGCCCGUCUCAAACUAUCAUGUCUCAGCUUCAUCUCCAAGCAGCAUUUAAUUUAACACACUGGAAAGGAUUAUAUCGAGGUAUUGGAGUGAGCCUAUUAGGUUCAGCACCAGCAACUUGUCUCUACAUGACGUCAUAUGAAAUGUCAAAAAAGACGCUCGUCGGAAUUGAAAGUUUUCGUCAACAUCCAUCAUUCUUGUAUCUAGGAGCAGGAAUGAUAGCCGAGGCAUUCAGUUGUGUACUAUGGGUGCCCAUUGACGUGAUCAAGGAACGCAUGCAGGUCCAAGUACCGCCACAAGAUGCAUCAAAAAAUAUGCGGAAAACCUACUACCGCAAUACACUUGAUGCUGUACAAACGAUUGCACGCACAGAGCGCCUUGGUGGUCUUUACAAGGGGUACUUUGCUACACUCUUUUCUUUUGGACCAUUCUCGGCACUCUACUUUAUGUUUUACGAAAACGCCAAGGCGUUUGCACAAAAGCAACUCGACCUACAGGAGCUGCCAGCGCAUUACACGCUUGGAAGCGCCGCGGUUGCAGGUGCCAUGGCAUCGUUCCUUACCAACCCAUUGGACCUCAUUAAACUACGACUUCAGGUUCAACGUGUAUACACAAUAGAAGAAGCUCCCACAGCUUAUCAUGGAAUCGUCGACGGCCUCACACGAGUGAUCAGAACGGAAGGCGUGUUGGCAUUAUACAAAGGAGCCGGAGCGCGCGUCGCAUUCCAUGCCCCAUCCACCGCUAUCACAAUGUCUCUUUUCGAAAGCUGCCGACAGGUCUUUGCCUCUCUUCUCAAUGCAUCAUGA
Peronospora belbahrii is the source of this 951-nucleotide messenger RNA. NCBI's taxonomy places the organism in Eukaryota, Oomycota, Peronosporomycetes, Peronosporales, Peronosporaceae. The record is from the annotation of a GenBank genome assembly.